Messenger RNA from Cladocopium goreaui, 2443 nucleotides. The record is from the annotation of a GenBank genome assembly. NCBI's taxonomy places the organism in Eukaryota, Dinophyceae, Suessiales, Symbiodiniaceae.
GAAGAACUUCCCCCCUUUGUGUCAGUUAGCUAAAGCCUUAGUGGGUUUGUUCGGCGCCAUACCCACGGGACUCAGCGGCCGUGCUGCUGUUGUGAACCUCCCUGGAACCCCUGGCAAGGAUUACUCCUACGCAGAGGUACAGUUGCAGGCUAUUCAUCAUCGGCUUGCACGGCACCACUCCCGAGAUUCAGCCUUUUUACGAGCCAUUGCCGCAGCCAUGGAGCCGUGGCGUUGCAGUUGUGGCCGUUUGAACAAGAAGACAGCACGAGUGUGUGGAUCGUGUCAGUGGGGCUAUGCACCACCACCCAGUCAGUGGCAGUGGCAGCAACCUACGUGGAAUGCCCAGUGGGACGAGAACCAGUGGGUGAAAUCUCCACGCAGACGAGAAGUUCAAUCGCAGUCUCAAUCUCCAAGAGCGAGGACAGCGAGCCCAAGGCAGCGAACUCAACAGCAGUCCCACAAGACGCGAAGCAGGAGAAAGAAUGGCAAGAACAAGCAAAAGCAGAAAGAUCAAGAGGAGGAGUUGGAGGAGCCACCAUGGGAAUGGCAGACACCAUCCCUGCCUGCUCUCCCUGCCUCUGCAUCCAGUCAGAGCCAAGCGACAUCGAAGAUCGAGCAGAAGUACAAGGAGCUUGUGCAUCAACUCAAAAAGACACCAGAGCAGCUCACACCCGAGGUGCAAGCGCUUGUGACCAAGGAGAUCGUGAGCGAAACUCAAGGAGCUGCCAAAUCGCUUCACAGCGUGGUGUCGAAGAUGGAAAAAGCCCAGAAAGCCUUGGAUGCCGCCAACGGUGCGAGGCUUCAGCUCCACAGUCGCUGGCGCACCUUCAUGGCAGCAGCGAUUCCAAGGUGGACAAAAUGGGUCGAGGACUUCCAGAAAGACGAUGCGGAGCUUCACGACAAGAUCAAGACAGCCAAGGAAUAUUACGACACUAUCAAGGAGGAGUAUGGCCAGCAGCAGUCGAGCUUUCAUCUCAAGAGCCCCAUCGAGGUGGAGGACGACGAGGAGAGCAGUGUCGAUCAAGCUGCGGAGAAGAUCAAGGAGAGUAUGGCCAGUAUGAUGCAAUCCUUGAGCGAUGUCAAGAACAAGGCGGAUCAAUUGCAUGCAGAGCAAGAGAAAACCGCCAAGAGACCCCGCCUCGAGCACACAGGCAACGAGGACAAGAUGGACGAAGGGCCGUCUUUUGGGGAGCCCGACAGGAGGUUAUCGCCCACUGAGGUCGACCAGAAGAGCACAGAGGAAUCGAGUCACCUUCGAUUGCAAUGUCGAGGACGAAGUUUCGUGGAUGCAGACCAGCAAGCCGACCACUAUGAGGACGUCAUCACAGAGGUGGCUUCCAUCAUUGGUGUGGGCAGACUUACAUUGGUCCAGAUUUGUGCUGAAGCAAUUGAGCCGAGUGAACGCUUGGAGCACUAUGGUGAAGCUGACCUGCAGUUUGAGAAGACAGACCUGGUCUCCGCCGGAGCAGAAAUCACGGGAAGUCAGUUCCACCGUGCACGACAUGGAGAUGCUUUUCUUCUACAUGUGCUACGCGAAGAGGAUUUACCUGCGUUUGAACACCUCACCUUUUCAGAUGAGCAAAUUCAAAUUGGACUGGCCGAGUUAUUAGCCAUUCCAAGGCCUACUGGGGUCGCCUAUGGCCCAGACUGGUACCACUCGUUGGAGGCUGCAUUCAAUGCAGGUGCGGCAGUUGAGAUGCUGGAGGAGGGCUAUGUGGCCUAUGUUCUCACUUGGUUUGUCGACGCUGCACGGAGCAGUUUUUGCCAACAUCCCAGGGUGGUGCGCAUCUAUGAGGAUCGACGACAAUGGAGGUCAGAAAUUCUUGGCCUAUGGCAGUUCGACUUGGCACCCAAUUGUCCAACAGAGCUGCAUUUUGUAGAUCCCGAACCACCGAAGACACCCUGGGAAAACCACAUCGCACACAUCAUCAUCACGCAGAGGGCGGAGCCUGAUCAUGCUGCGGUCCUCAUCAGCGCUGUCAGCUGGGAGGAUUAUCCAAAUGUCCACCAGAAUGUGCACUACAUGCCCAACAUGGCUUCCAUGCAGGAGAUCAUUGCCAGGCAUGCUCCCGAGCAUUGUCGUGGUAGGGCGUGCAGAGUACAUCGGGGCAACCAGUUCUUUGAGCACAUUCAGAGGUCGAGGAUUGGCAACGGUGACAGCAUUGAAAUUGACAUCAUGCCUCCACCGCGGCGUGAGGAAGACCACAUGAACAUGCUGCAGACUCAGGUGGCCAAAGUCAGAGCGAAAGCAUUCCCAGUGCAAAUAUCGCUUGAAGCCUCCAUUCCAGCAAAUGAUGAUGAGAUCAAAGAAGAUCACUACCUGCCAGAGGUGUUAGUCACCGAGCACCCUCCUACAGCAGACUUCCUCAAGCCUGAUGGCAUUAGCUUUCAAGCCUUGCCCGCGUCAUUGAGUCUGACAGCCACAUCCCUUCAUGCCCUUCAG